AUGGCUAUCACUCUUAUUUGUCUGAGGCUGACACUGGGUUUGUUUGAACUAAACUCAGCUCCUGCCUUGAAUGUUUGUGGGGCUCAUUUGAAAGAACGUGCUGGGUGUACAGAGGUUAAGGCUGUUGCUGGGGUCAAUACUGAGUCUGUGAAAUGUAAGCUGCAGGGUACUGCUCAUCUACCUGCAUUUUCAAUGGAAGGCAACUACGUUAUUGGAGGUGUUUUCUCCAUACACGAAUACUUGCCUGCAGUGAGACAUAACUACACCACCAAGCCUGAGCCAUUCAGAUUGCGGCUCAUUGAAUCCCGUGAGCUGCGCUUCUCACGUGUAAUGGUCUUUGCCAUUGAGGAGAUUAACAACAGUACAAAGCUGCUGCCAGGUAUAAGGCUCGGUUAUCAGAUCCAUGAUUCAUGCGCCGCAGUGCCCGUGGCAGUGCAUGUGGCAUUUCAGCUUUCUAAUGGCCUGGACCCUGUGUUUUAUACCAGUAAUAAUUGUUCUAAAUCUGGUAUGGUGAUGGCUGUUGUUGGUGAGUCUGGUUCCACACCAUCCAUCAGCAUUUCACACAUCAUCGGGUCCUUUAAUAUUCCUCUAGUGAGUCACUUUGCCACUUGUGCAUGCCUAUCUGAUAAGCGUCAGUACCCGAGCUUUUUCAGAACAAUCCCCAGUGAUCGGUUCCAGGCUGCGGCACUGGCCAAACUGGUGAAACACUUUGGAUGGACUUGGAUAGGUGCUCCCACAAAAGGGGCAGCCUCUCCAGUUCUGACUGAGUUCUGGGAGGAUGCAUUCAACUGCAGGCUGGAAAAAGACAGGAGGGUGUGUGAUGGAAGUGAAGACAUACAGAAACUCCAGAACCCGUACACUGACACAUCUCAGCUCCGAAUCUCUAACAUGGUGUACAAGGCUGUUUAUGCAAUAGCACAUGCCAUUCAUAACACAGUGUGUCAGGAGACUAAUUCUACAACUCAGUGUGACAAACUCACCAGGAUCGAGCCCAAACAGGUUCUUACUCAGUUGAAGAAAGUAAAUUUUUCCCAAAAUGGUUAUCAUGUGUCAUUUGAUUCCAGUGGAGAUCCUGUGGCCACAUAUGAGCUGGUUAACUGGCAGAAAAGUGAGAGGGGCAGCAUUGUGUUGGUGACCGUAGGGUAUUAUGAUGCACCACUGCCACUGGGCGAGGAUUCAUCAUGGCAUCUCAUGGCAAUUAACUCUGAGGAUCUGAAAAAACGAAUUGUUGCUCUGCAUAAAGAUGGCCUAGGCUAUAAGAAGAUUGCCAAGACCCUGAAACUGAGCUGCAACACGGUGGCCAAAACCAUACAGCGUUUUAACAGGACAGGUUCCACUCAGAACAGGCCUCGCCAUGGUCGACCAAAGAAGUUGAGUGCCUGUGCUCAGCAUCAUAUCCAGAGGUUGGCUUUGGGAAAUAGACGUAUGAGUGCUGCCAACAUUGCUGCAAAGGUUGAAGGGGUGGGGGGGUCAGCCUGUUAG
Molecule: messenger RNA, 1482 nt
Organism: Monopterus albus (swamp eel)
Lineage: Eukaryota; Metazoa; Chordata; Actinopteri; Synbranchiformes; Synbranchidae
Product: extracellular calcium-sensing receptor-like
Exons: 7
Coding region: 1-1482 (493 amino acids)
Biological process (GO): G protein-coupled receptor signaling pathway
Cellular component (GO): plasma membrane
Molecular function (GO): G protein-coupled receptor activity
Source: RefSeq, a predicted model, not a curated record